Messenger RNA from Dictyostelium purpureum, 564 nucleotides. RefSeq lists its product as uncharacterized. Bases 1 to 564 code for a protein of 187 amino acids. The record is from RefSeq and is a predicted model, not a curated record. Lineage: Eukaryota; Evosea; Eumycetozoa; Dictyosteliales; Dictyosteliaceae. The transcript is spliced from 3 exons.
AUGACAUUCAUUCAAGUGAAAUGGAGUUGGAUAAUCAGGUCCCCAAUCAACAAUAUCAAAAUCCCCAAAGACGAAAAUGGUAUUCCAUUUUUAUCGAUAACAUUUUAUGCACGACUGUUAUCAAGAAUAGAGUGCACAUUACUAAUGGGUUCCGAAGCAGAAAGACUUCAUUAUAAUUAUGAUUUCACUGGUCCCUACACCGAAACAAUCUAUUUACCAAAAAAGCAUUAUGAUCCAAAAAAAAUCACAUCAACACUAUCUGGUGAUAUAAUGAUAUAUAAUAUACCAUUUGCUAACUCAGCCCCAUUGGAUACAAACCCGCUUUCUAUCUCUUUAAGAAAAAGUCCAAAAAAAACGAAAGAAGUGUCAGAAAGUGAAAAAUCGGAGAGUGAAGAAUUUUUUGAUUCAGAAAAAGAAGGUAGUAAAGCAAGUGCUAGCCAAACUUUGAAAAAAAUUAAGUUUCAGAGUACUUUUAAUGAGCUUGUCGUUUUUGGAGAUCAAAGCCCGGCGGAUAUCGAAAUCUGCCAAAUUUAUUUUCAAAACAUGCAGACCAAAAAAAAAUAA